This is a messenger RNA of Nymphaea colorata (pocket water lily), 822 nucleotides long. Its product is annotated as glutaredoxin-C1-like. NCBI's taxonomy places the organism in Eukaryota, Viridiplantae, Streptophyta, Magnoliopsida, Nymphaeales, Nymphaeaceae. Bases 191 to 643 code for a protein of 150 amino acids. The record is from RefSeq and is a predicted model, not a curated record. The transcript is spliced from 2 exons.
UGUGCGUCGUCGUCUAUAUAAAGGGGGGGGAGAGAUGUCGCUAAGAAGAGCCAUCGAUCGAUCACCGUUCUCUUCUGAUCUGUACUCUCACAACUCCCGCUUUAGUUACUGACUACUGUUCCUCGAUCAGUCCUGUGGUUGAAGAAACAAAGGCAGUGAAGAAAGCUACCUGUAGAGAAAGAACCUUGCAAUGGCGUCGCAAUCGUCCAUCUCACUCACCGGAGGGGACUGCAGGGUGGCGGCCCGGCGAGGCGGAGGAUCGAGGUGCCGCACGAAUUCCAGCGGGGCCGGGGCCGGCUCGGCGUGCACUUUCCCGCCGGGAUCGCCCCUGGAGCGGAUCGCGCGGCUGGUGUCAGGGAGCGCAGUGGUGAUCUUCGGCUUCAGCGGCUGCUACAUGUGUCACGUGGCGAGGCAGCUCCUCUGCGGGAUGGGCGUCAACCCGACGGUGUACGAGCUGGAUGAGGAGGAGGACGGAGGGAGCCGGACGGAGGACGCACUCGCCCUCAUCGCCGGCCGCCACCCUCCGGUCCCGGCGGUCUUCAUCGGCGGCAGGUUCGUCGGCGGCUUGGAGCGCCUCAUGUCCAUCCACAUCAAGGGCAACCUCGUCCCCAUGCUCAAGAACGCCGGCGCCCUUUGGCUCUGAGCCUCGGCUCGGCUCGUCAGGCUCCCCUAGGCUUUUGAGAUAUCCGGUUUGCCGAAGUUUGCCUGGCAAUUUUGGUGUGAGCGUCAUCUAUCGUGUGACGACCGUCGGGCUCGUAUAAAAAUGUAAAGUCGUGUAAUGGAUGACAAUGUCAAUAAUACAUGCGAUCUUCCUUUUUCUUA